AUGUCAAUAAAGUUCGUUAUAUGCCUGAAUAAACAAGGUGCGCUGCGUCUAAUAAGGCUCUUUGAGCCUUUCUCCGGAGAUGCGAACAGUAGCCAGUCCACAAUCGCGCAAAUAUACAAGCUAAUAUCGUCAAGAGACCACAGGCAUCAGAGCAACUUUGUUGAAUUCUCGGAUUCAACAAAGCUCGUCUACAAGCGAUACGCCGGGCUGUACUUUGUUAUGGGCGUUGGUCUACAAGACGAAGAAUUGAUCUAUUUAUCACACAUUCACCUUCUAGUCGAGGUUUUAGACGCCUUUUUUGGUAACGUUUGCGAGCUGGACAUCGUUUUCAACUUCCACAAGGCUUAUAUGAUUCUAGAUGAGCUCAUAAUAGGCGGCGAGAUCCAGGAGACUUGCAAAGAUGUAAUUCUAGAGCGCGUCAACUAUUUAGACAGACUAAGUUAG
This is a messenger RNA of Lachancea thermotolerans CBS 6340, 444 nucleotides long. RefSeq names its product Aps2p (gene APS2). Bases 1 to 444 code for a protein of 147 amino acids. NCBI's taxonomy places the organism in Eukaryota, Fungi, Ascomycota, Saccharomycetes, Saccharomycetales, Saccharomycetaceae. Gene Ontology annotation, biological process: vesicle-mediated transport; intracellular protein transport. The transcript has a single exon. Gene Ontology annotation, cellular component: intracellular membrane-bounded organelle; membrane coat. The record is from RefSeq and is a predicted model, not a curated record.